AGCCGCCAUUUUUGCAGUCGAUUUUACACUUGCGAUUCUCGCAGCGGUACAAUUCGAGGUUAAUUGUUAGAUCGAAUCCACUGACAAUUGCUUGUCAUUUGUGGAGUCAUUAUUUGUCGUGGACUUAACAGUUGGUCAUUUUUAUCGGAACCUGUUGCGUCUCCACAUUGAUCAAUUAUUUUCUCAUUGUUAGUUAUGGCUUUAAAAUUAUAUUACGACUUACUCUCGCAACCAUCAAGAGCACUGUACAUAUUCUUCAAAAUAUGUGACAUACCAUUUGAACGAAAAAUUGUAAAUCUGAAGAAUCUUGAGCAAUACACUCCAGAGUUUGAAGAGAUUAAUCCGUUUAAGAAAGUCCCUGUUAUAGAACACAAUGGUUUCAAACUUGCAGAAAGUGUGGGAAUUACACGAUACAUAUGCAGAGAAUUUAAGGUGGAUGAUCACUGGUACCCAUCCGACUCGAAGCAUCAGGCGAAAGUUGACGAAUAUCUUGAAUGGCAACACCUGAACACAAGACUUCAUUGCGCGACAUACUUUUUAACGAAAUUUCUUAAUCCAUUAAUGCGGGGCAAGCCGGCCAAUCCGGAAAAAGUGGCUGAUGCAGAAAAACACAUGAAUAGAUGUAUUGACAGUAUAGAGAACGUAUGGCUUAAAGAUACGCUGUUUCUAGUAGGAAAUACGAUCAGUGUGGCUGAUAUAUUCGGUGUUUGCGAAUUGGAACAACCGCGUAUGGCCGGUUACGAACCGAGAACGGGAAGACCACGUCUGACUGCUUGGAUGGACAGAGUUGCAAAAGAAACAAGCCCUUAUUAUGAAGAGGCUCAUAAAUUCUUAAAUCAAAUAGCUGCAGAAAAACCUGCGCAACAGUUUAACUUUAAACUGUAGAGUCUCUCUCUACAAACAGCAACAUUAAUAUGUUGGUUGCAAUAAUCAAGGGUAAUUUUUAUGAUGUUUUUUUGAUACUAUUGGUACUGAUUGAAUAAAUAUCGGCAUUUGCUACGCAUA
This is a messenger RNA of Linepithema humile (Argentine ant), 1005 nucleotides long. The record is from RefSeq and is a predicted model, not a curated record. Lineage: Eukaryota; Metazoa; Arthropoda; Insecta; Hymenoptera; Formicidae.